Messenger RNA from Symbiodinium sp. CCMP2592, 6747 nucleotides. NCBI's taxonomy places the organism in Eukaryota, Dinophyceae, Suessiales, Symbiodiniaceae. The record is from the annotation of a GenBank genome assembly.
AUGUCACCCAAGGAAGUACGGCGAGGCAACCCGUCGAGGUCGCGAUCUGGAAGGCCAAAAGCCAAAGCAACAGCGGCUCCGGAGUCCUCUUCAUCUGAUAGCCCACCGAGCCCACCGAGCUCAGGCGAGGAGGCCACCGCCCCACCAGUUGCUACCACAAGUGCUCCAGCAGGGCCACCUCCCCCAGUGCCGGUCAACAGGCCAAGAGGCAGCGUUGGAUGUGUCACAAGCAAGCCCGCGGGGCCGCCCCCGCCGAAUCCGGCAUCCUGCACGUCUCUUCCGACAACACCGGUGCAGGCCUAUGCUGCCAUGGCUCCAGGGGGCUUACCAGCAGGUGCUCCACCAAGCACAGGGCCUAUCACUCCUGCAACGGGGGCUGUUCCCACGUUCCCAUCGCCUACUACGACCUUGCUGCCUCCUACGACCGCACCUCCAGCACCGAGUGUCAAUGCAGCGAUGGGAGUUUCGGGCAUACCAGCUGGACACGUGCAGCAGCAGCCUGCCACCAUCACGACCAAAGUGGCCGUCCUCAUGGCAGACUUCGACGACCUCGCGAAGGCUCCAGGUCAGCGGUAUCAGGUCUCUCGAGACGCCCACUCCGGUGUUCCUCUUGCCCACCACCGGGUUUGGAUCUCAGACUUGCUGCUGCAUCCCGUGAUCAGCCAACAUGCAGCACUUGUCCCGCUUACAGUGGGGACCGAAGUAGAGGUGAUCGACGGCCACAGACGGCACCUUGUCGGCCGCCGAGCGAUUGUGCUCCCUACCUUGGAGUGCGAUCGCAACACCACGCGGAAUGUGCGGAUGAUACAAGGCCCUCGAGAUGAACAACGACGUAUUUUUACGAUCGACAGGGAGCACCUUGUUCCCCGCCUGGGGUCGGAAGCCACACAAGCUUCCAUGUGUGAUGGAAUGGAGCCGAGUCUGAGGUGGAGAUGUGCACCCCCACCAUUAACCAUCUUCAGCGCACGCUACCUUCUCGGCUACCAGGCCCUGGAGACCAUGGUGCCCCCGGCGGCACCCAAACGGAGUCCAGCUGGCCACUAUAUCCAUCCCCCGCUGGAAGAUGCUUCGCUUGAGGCACCCUGGGAAAAACACGUUGACCCAGCUAGCGAUCGGCACUUCUACUACCACCCGGGGACAAAGCAGGUGACUUGGCGAAAACCACGGCCUGCCCUGGUCCUUCCGAGGGAAGAGGAGAUUGGGCCCACCAAGCCCAGGCGAGGCCGGUCUGGGAUACCACAGCCUCGCACUCCUAGUCCACCUCCUCCCAAGCGGGUGAGAAUGCAUCCCACCACUGAUGCUCAGCAGAGAACUACGAGCUCUGAGGCCCAGUCGUCAGCUUCUACCGCAGCCAAAGGGGCACCAACUACAGAGAGGAAGCCCGCUCCGGACUUUGAUCCUCAAUCCUCUGGUGGCCCUUCUGAGUGGAACCUGGCCGAUCAUGCUUUACCUGCCUCCCCAGACCGGGUACUACUCUGGGGAGCCAAAGCCAGGUCACAGCUACCACAACCGCCCAGUGCUCCUGCCUGUACUCUGGACGUGGAAAGAUUUCUGCAGAGCUUCUUCAGGACACGGCAAGGCCCAGAUGGCACAUCCCUUGCCACCUUACUUGGUGACCCAGCCCCGCAACCUGAUGGUUGGUGGCGUAUCCCGUGGACACCGCUGGGACCAUCGCACUGCGAGCUGCUGUGUCAGGAUGGUUGGCUACGUGGCUGGCACGGAUGCAAGAUGGAGGCACUAUACUCCAUCAUUUACCAUGGACAGCUUCUACCGAGCACCGAUGAGUCGAAGGGGGACAGGUUCCUGGCAGGCUGUCCAGGGGUGUAUUUGCAUCGAGACAGCCUGCAACACAAGGUGGAGAACUACAUGAGAUGGAUACCACUAUGUGGAGACGGUCUCUUUUGGGCUGCCAAGUGGGAGGUGGUGUAUGCUCCCUCGGGGAGCAAGAAGCAUGGCAAGCGCACUGAUCAGGUUAUACAAAGUGCUGAAUCGGUGGAGCUGGUGGCCCUCUGGCUCUCAGUGCGCUCCGAGAACAUGCUGCCUGACGGAACUGCUGUGCAGGCCAAAUGGACUCCAGCACGUGAGGCCAACCCACGCCUCACUCAGUUCAAGCGAAGAAGCAGUGCUCUGUUACAGACUAUGGACCUCACGGAACCGUCUGCCUCCUCCAGGCCUCUGCCCAGCUCCAGCCUGAGGUCUGACCCGGUGAUUGACAACAAAGGCCGACUCAAGCCGACGCCUAAAGCACGCGGUCGCUUGUCCCACAUCCCUUCUGAACUGGAGAAGGACCGAACGCCAGCACAAGCGAAGCUCACCAUACAGUCGGGCAAUCUGGUGCUUAAGUCGGCCACGGCAAAUAGCUCGGAGACUACGACUGCUCCGACCACCGUUUCGGCUGCUACCUCGGCCGUCCCGUCAGAUCUACCUCAACGAGGACCCAAACGGGCUCGACCUGACGCUUCCUCUCCGAAACCACGGAAGAUGCAGACAAGGCCCAAGCCGAGACGAUCGAUUUGGUUUGAUGUCACGGACAAUCCGGCUGACCAACCACUUUCGACCUCCUCAGCUGCAGCCAAAGGCCGCGGCACUGGGACGAUCAAGGCCGCCAAGCUCCAAGAUCGUGUCCGCAGAAGGAUGGCCAGGAAGAUGGAGGAAAUCUUCCAGGCCAAUAGAGCCGCUGGACUUCACACGGACUCAGCUGCCUCAUCCAGUGCUGCAUACAAGGAUCCAGCUUACUGCUCAUCAUGUCCACGUCUGCAUCAGCUUGGCCAGUCUUGCAAGAGGCAACACAUGCCCCCUUCACUUCGACCUGCCAUGCUCUUUGUCUUCGCUCUUCUAAGGUCUAGCCCACCGGCGGCUCUGCCAGACCAAGAUGACACAGGCGGGGAUCGAUUUACUGAGCGCUCGGAGUUGCAGACCUCUGCACCUAGGUUCGGGCAGCCACCUCGGCUCGUAUCUGCCGACAUGUCGGAUGCUCGACGGCAAGCCCGGAUCCUUGCAGGCCUUGAACGCCCCGUGUGCACAUCCACCACAAUGCCGGAUAUCCCGGGCACGUGGCUGGCCUAUCGUCUGGCGGUAUUGCCCUCCGUCGACUACGAAUCGAUCCAGUCAGACCCCUGGCACGACGACGCUACCGUCAAUCCCAAUGAGUACACAUUUGCCAGGAAGCGAUCCUACAAACGUGCCUUACGUCGUGCUGCACAGGACCAGGCCCAGCAUACGAUUUAUCGAGGUCGCGUCUGUACCCUGCAACAGCUUUGCAAAGGCUAUCGGGGCCAUCGACCCGCCCCCCAGGCCGAGCGACGUAUGCAGCAGGCCGCUCUGAAAGUCUCCCAGGGACGCUUGCUGUUCCUUUCCUGGAAUGCUGGAGGACUGUCCCAGGCCCUGUGGCAGGAAUUCUUGUUAACACUUGAAAAUAUGCCACCUGCCGAACGACCCCAGAUCGUGUGUGUUCAAGAAACUCAUUGGACGGACAAGGUGGCGCCACAAUUCCCCACUGCUACGUGGGAUGUGUACACCUCCCCGACCACAGACAACAAAUCUGCUGGGCUCCUGAUUCUCCUCAACAAGCAGACUACCCGUAACUGCAGAAUUGUUUACGCCGACCCACAACCGGGCAGGGUGCAACACCUGAGGAUACUCCACGACCAAUGGGCAGUUGACCUGCUGCACAUCUACCAAAAGCCGCACAACUCUCAUCCACUCGCCCUGCCAUCCUCCAAAACCAUUCGCUUAGCUGUCUGGGAGUGCAUUGGUAAGAUCCUGGCGGCUCUACCUGCCCGCAACACGGUGAUCAUGCUUGGAGAUUUUAAUACUCAGAUCAAGCCGUGUGCUGCAGCUGGCACCAGGAUCUGUUCAGGCACCAGCACGGGCACACAUCCGCCUGAUCAGGCACGGUUGCAGCAUCUUGUUGAGGACUUCUCCCUCCUACACCUCAACUCAUGGUGCAAGGCGGCUGGCCCCACGUACCAUCACAACAAAGGUGCUAGCCUCAUUGACCAUAUCAUCAUGCGUUCCAGCCAAGCGGAUGAUCGUGCCCGGCAGGCGAGACCUUUCCGCCUGGGACUGGCUGCAUGGAGACUUGGUGGAUAUCACCUACCACUGAAGGCCAGCGUCCCGCUUCAGCGCUUCCACACUCUUAACAAACCGGUGGCACCACAACGAGCAUGGGACCAUUGGGGCCUGAUUCAGGUUUGCCGCUCUACCUGGGAUCCGCGGGUUCAAAGUCUGCGUUCUGCUGUUCAGGCAUCCCUGCCUGGGGUCAAUGACCUUGGGCAACUGCAUGCCACUCUGAUCCACUGUGCAUCCCAAUUUUUCCCGCCGCCCGCAGGUCAGCACCGGCUGGCACUAUGGCAAACACCGCCUAUGCAGGAUGGUAUUCGCUCCAUGUGGCAGGCCUACCGAGCCUGGAAGACUGCCAAAGCUCAAGAUCAGCACAAUCCGCUUUAUGUCUCCAGGUGCUAUCAUCACUUCAAGACGGCACACAAGGCCUUUCGUCGUGCCGGGAAAGAAGCCAAGAAGCACUGGUUCCAUGGCAGGCUCCAGGAACUACAGGCUGCUGCCUGUUCGGGUGACUCCCGCAAGCUUUAUGCUGGCAUACGCACCCUAGCUCCCAAAUCCUCCAAGCCGAAGGUCCAAUUGCGAGAUUCUGGUGGACAUCUGCAAGACCCCAAGACCCAGCUUAAACAGCUGGAAACGAACUAUCGCAAAUUAUAUGCUGCAGAUGAGGAUACCAGCAUCCAGGGCCCCCAGCGGACGCCCAUUCACAUCGAAGUCACGGAGGCAGAAAUGACCCUGGCACUUUCGCAAUUGUCACCCCACAAAGCUACACCUCCGCAUCUAGCCACAAACUCUCUAUGGAGGCUGACCUCGGACCUUGUCGCGCCUCUCCUGUGCCAAUGGUGCCGGCAAUGGCCUCAAAUACCAGAGCUAUGGCGAAAUGCAUGGUUGACUCUUGUUCCCAAGAUUCCGCGACCACUAUCACCCAAGAAUCUCAGACCAAUAGGGUUAACUGAAUCCAGCGGCCGCGCAUAUGCUUCCAUACUACAGGCGAAAUUGCGCCCCUAUGCAGAGAGGUUCCUUGCGGAUCAGGCACAAUUUGCAUAUUUGCCAGGUCGCAAUGCUGCCCAAGCCAUACAUCGAGUUGCUGCACACUGCAAAUAUGUCCAGGAUCGCUGCUCGAUCUCAACACCCACGGUUGUCGAUCGUCACGCUCAACAGCCGAAACCCUGCCCACAUUUUGCAGGUGCACAACUAUCGCUGGACCUGUCCAGCGCUUUUGACCUCAUGGACUGGCGCCUGCUGGACAAGGCUUUACUUGCGUCCGAAGUUCCGGCUGAGUUAAGACACCAAAUCAUGUCCUGGCACUCUGAGAUCUCCUAUGUCCUUACCCACCUUGGGCACACUGCCAAGGUGGAGGCCCAAAGAGGACUUAGACAAGGGUGUAAACUGGCUCCGUUGCUCUGGACCCUUGCCCUGGCACAGAUAUAUCGUGAGCUUCUUGCCGAGGAGGACCCGCUCCUCACAGCACCUUGGCUAGAGCAAAGCUCCACGAUUUAUGCAGAUGAUAUACACCUCAAGGAUACCGUGCAGACCACUCGUGAGCUGGACGACAUGAUGUAUCGCUUUAGUAAGAUCCUCGAUGCUCUUGCCGCCCAUGGUAUGGUCAUCAACUCGGUCAAAUCAGCAUUGCUGCUGAGACACAAGGGAAGCUUCAUCAGAGGCUGGCUGCGCCGACACCUCAUACACAAACCCGAGGGAGACCUACUCCGCUUCCGUAGCCCCCUGGGAACGGUGUAUGAAAUUCCGUUGCGUGACCAUCACACGUACUUAGGCAUACGCAUCUCAUAUCAUUCCCAGGCCAAACAAGCAGUCACCUAUCGGCUACAGGCUGCGAACCAGGCAUGGCAAAGACUUCGUGGUGUACUGUGCUCCACCAGGCAUCUUGCUCAGACACAUCGUCUCAGUCUAUGGAAAUCCACAGUGCUUCCCACGCUGCUCUAUGGCAUAGCGGCAUCCAACCCAGGUGCCAAGGACAUCCAGCGUAUGCAGCACAUGAUGACCAAGCAGGUUCGAGCCAUCACCCGAUCCUUUGCACAUCUUCAGAAAGAAUCCACACAGAACCUCUUGCACAGAUGCACCCUGUCCACCAUCUUGGAGCAUCUGCAGAGGGAAGCCGCUGCCUUGCAUCGUAGCCUGAUCAGCCUGAGCACCCAAACGAGCUUCGUGACCCAAGCCCAGGUGGAAUCAGCUCGAGACACAGCCGCUACGCUCCACCUCCAAGUGCAACGACAAUGGCAGGUACCUCUCGGGGACACAGAGGGCAUCACUGACCCUGCAGUACACCAAUGCCAGGAAUGUCAUCGGGUCUUUACCUCCUUUCUCACGAGGCUAAGUGGCAUGGACUCAAAACACCUGCUGCUGUCCCGGUGCCUUUUGACAGGUAUGCACAUGGAACAGAAGGACUUCCAACGUGCAGACAUUGUGCCCAUCCCUUCCGACAAUGGGACGGCCUUGUCAAGCACAUCAAACGCAAUCGGUGUCAGGUACUCCGUAGACUUGCUACACAACCUCCUGCUGAUGCCCCACCCUUGGCUCCGAGCUCCAAUGAAUCUGAUCCUUUACCAGUCCUUGCCCCGGUUAUCCUGCCACCUCAGGACCCCUCUCAGGGGACCUACAUCCUGCAAGACGAUCAGGCUGCUAUGCCUCCUCUUACUCCUGCCGUUAUACCUGAACCCCCUGUCCUAG